This is a messenger RNA of Carlito syrichta (Philippine tarsier), 1469 nucleotides long. RefSeq names its product TAL bHLH transcription factor 1, erythroid differentiation factor (gene TAL1). Gene Ontology annotation, biological process: regulation of transcription by RNA polymerase II. Bases 29 to 667 code for a protein of 212 amino acids. Lineage: Eukaryota; Metazoa; Chordata; Mammalia; Primates; Tarsiidae. The transcript is spliced from 3 exons. Gene Ontology annotation, molecular function: RNA polymerase II cis-regulatory region sequence-specific DNA binding; DNA-binding transcription factor activity, RNA polymerase II-specific; protein dimerization activity. The record is from RefSeq and is a predicted model, not a curated record.
GUUUUUUGGGGAGCCUGAUGCCUUCCCUAUGUUCACUACCAACAACCGAGUGAAGAGGAGACCCUCCCCCUAUGAGAUGGAGAUUACUGAUGGUCCCCACACCAAAGUUGUGCGGCGUAUCUUCACCAACAGCCGGGAGCGAUGGCGGCAGCAGAAUGUGAACGGGGCAUUCGCUGAGCUCCGCAAGCUGAUCCCUACGCAUCCCCCGGACAAGAAGCUCAGCAAAAAUGAGAUCCUCCGCCUGGCCAUGAAGUACAUCAACUUCCUGGCCAAACUGCUCAAUGACCAGGAGGAGGAGGGCACCCAGCGGGCCAAGCCUGCUGUGGCAGCUCCCUGGAUGGGGCAGCCAGCCCGGACAGCUACACAGAGGAGCCAGCGCCCAAGCACACGGCCCGCAGCCUCCAUCCUGCCAUGCUGCCCGCCGCCGACGGAGCUGGCCCUCGGUGAUGGGCCCAGGCCACUAGGAUCAGCCAGGAGGGUGCCCUUAGGCCACUGGGAUGGUGGGCUUCAGGGCAGGUGGGAUGAGAAGCGGGCAGCUCUGAAGCAGGGCAAUGGACUUGAUGAACUUUCCUUGAUGUCUGAACUUUGGGAAGCCUUUACUGACCCUGGGGCUGGCUCCUCUGUUUCCUGUCUCAGUAGGAGAACAGAAAAAUGGAGCAAAGUGUAGGUACUUUUUAUGAAGACGGCACAGUCUUCCCCUUCCCCCAAUCCCUAGUACUUCCCAAGUAAGAGGCUCGAGUCAUUGCUUUUGCCUGGGGUUUGGGAGCCCUGUCUUUGCUGAGACCUGGGGUGGUCAGCUCUCACCGGAGGCAUCUAGCAGCCUCUGCCUUGCCUUUAGCCCCUCCCAAGCUGGCUGGGUGGCUUUUGUGGCCACUUCUGUCCAAAUAUAUAGGUACCCAGCUGCUGCCCAUUUCUUGAGCCCCAUCUUCACUCAGGCCCACGUUGAUCCAUCCAGCUUGCCAACUGCUGCAGAGUCACAAGCCUCGAGGUGCCUUCUUCAGGGCCUGGUGGAAGAAGACGGCCAGUGGGCAGCCUGCUCUAGACUAGCUGGGCCAGAGGGUCAGGAAACCCCACUGCCCUUACGUCUUGCCCUGGGGAUCAAAGCUCUGCCUUCUCCCCACUGAGACUUGCCUUCCUUAUCCUGCGGCUGUGGGGGCCCAUCUGCAGCCUUGAGUGUGCCCUGUUGGGAUUUGUGUGAAGGCAGAGAAAGGGACAAUGAUAUUAGAAUGAGAUGGCGCAAGAGGUAUUUUGGGCAUGUGGGCUUCAACUCCUUCACAUCACCAUUGAUGCUGGUGAACGAAUGCCAGUGUUCUGAUGGGCAUAUGCUGGUGCCGAGUAGAUGGGAAGUCCUAUGUGUGCAUUCUAGAUGCUUAGAGGGCUCUCCCUGCUGUAAGAUGUCUGUUUGCGGAUGGUCUGGUCCGUGCUCCAAACUGAGCACAAACUCUGUCUUAUGAAUUCUUUGCGUUUGG